Urocitellus parryii (Arctic ground squirrel) is the source of this 282-nucleotide messenger RNA. It is a transcript of the gene Ccl22, whose product is annotated as C-C motif chemokine ligand 22. Gene Ontology annotation, cellular component: extracellular region. Gene Ontology annotation, biological process: chemokine-mediated signaling pathway; inflammatory response; eosinophil chemotaxis. NCBI's taxonomy places the organism in Eukaryota, Metazoa, Chordata, Mammalia, Rodentia, Sciuridae. The record is from RefSeq and is a predicted model, not a curated record. Gene Ontology annotation, molecular function: CCR chemokine receptor binding; chemokine activity.
AUGGCCAGCCUGCAGGCUCCGCUCCUGGUGGCCCUCAUCCUCCUCUCGGUGGCUCUACAGGCAACGGAUGCAGGCCCCUAUGGCGCCAACGUGGAAGACAGCAUCUGCUGCCGGGACUACAUCCGCCUCCCGCUGCCCCAGCGUCUGGUGAAGAGUUUCUACUGGACCUCAGACUCCUGCCGCAGGCCKGGUGUCGUCUUGCAAACCAUCAGGGACCGGGAGAUCUGUGCCAACCCCAAACUGCCCUGGGUGAAGAGGAUCAUUCAGAAGUUACAAGAGUGA